Messenger RNA from Phyllopteryx taeniolatus (common seadragon), 5233 nucleotides. RefSeq names its product piggyBac transposable element derived 5 (gene pgbd5). The transcript has 8 exons. Bases 313 to 1974 code for a protein of 553 amino acids. The record is from RefSeq and is a predicted model, not a curated record. Gene Ontology annotation, biological process: non-replicative DNA transposition. Gene Ontology annotation, cellular component: nucleus. NCBI's taxonomy places the organism in Eukaryota, Metazoa, Chordata, Actinopteri, Syngnathiformes, Syngnathidae. Gene Ontology annotation, molecular function: transposase activity.
AUUUUCGUCUUAGCUUGACCUGUGAUGUUUUCGACAAAGGCUAAGGAAAGGUGGUGUAAAAGUCAGGAGAUUUGACUUUGAGAUUCUCAAAAUGUGGUUGUGCCCACCAGGGGGCGCAAACGUUCCAUAAUCCUUGAGGCGGACCAGCCCCAGAUCGUCAAAAAGAAACAGGUGCUCCCGAACCAUCCCCGAGUGGAGAAGGUGGCGCUUUCCUCCGACAUCGUGACGACUUCCGCGCAGGAGGGAGGACCGAGUGAGUGAUCCGAGCACCGCCACCACUACCGCCGCAGAGGGAGAGAGAGAGAGAGAGAGAUGGCGGAGUGCGGCCGGAAGGCGCUGUCCCUCCUGGAGGCGGCCCGCUCCCGAUACGAGAGCCUGCAGAUAUCCGACGACGUGUUCGGCGAGUCUGGGGACGACAGCAGCGACAACCCGUUCUACAGCACCUCCGGGGACUCGGACUCGGACGACUACAUCGCCGAGGUGGGCGAGGAGCAACAGCACCACCACCACCACCGCCGUCAUCAUCAUCCUCCUCACCACUACCAACAGCACCAACACCAACACCAGCACCAGCACCACCAGAGACGGGCCGACAGGGAGAGCUCACACGGCGGCGGAGGAAGCCCCGGUCCGCCCGGUGCUCUGUCCCGCAGCCAAGCCGAGGAGGAAGGCUGGACGGAGACCGUGCAGGACGUCACGGUGCCGCCGUUUAAAGGCUCCUACGGCCCCGCUCAGAAGAUGCCGGCGACCGCCAGCGCUCUCGACUUCUUCCAGCUCUUCGUCCCGGACAACUGUAUCCAAAACAUGGUGACGCAGACCAACAUGUACGCCAAGAAGUUUCAGGAGCGCUUCGGCUCGGACGAGGGCUGGCGUCCCGUCACGGCCCAGGAGAUGAAGGCCUUCGUGGGCUUCGUCACGUCCACCAGCGUGCACCACUGCGAGUCGGUGCUCAGCAUCUGGAGCUCGGGCUUUUUCAGCAACCGCAGCAUCGCGCUGAAAAUGAGCCAGGCGCGCUUCGAGAAGAUCCUCAAGUACUUCCACAUUGUGGCCUUCAGGCCGUCGCAGGGAAGCAACCAGGGCCUGUACAAGAUCCAGCCCUUCCUGGACUCGCUGCAGCAGGCUUUUAGCUGCACGUUCAGGCCUUCGCAGACCCAGGUUCUUCACGAACCCUUGAUCGACGAGGACCCGGUCUUUAUCAGCACCUGUACGGAACGUGAGCAGAGGAAGAGGAAGAAGAGGAAGUUCAGUCUUUGGGUUCGACAGUGCACCGCCACUGGAUUCAUCUGUCAAAUUUCGGUGCAUCUGAAGGAGGGCCAAGGUGCGGACGGCCUGGCUGCUUUGAAGUACAAACCUCAGCUGCACGGUCUGGUGGCCAAGCAGCUGUGCCAGAACAUCUCGGGCAAAAACACCAUCGUCUUCACGGGCCCGUCCAUCACCAGCCUCGGCCUCUUCACGGAGUUCAGCAAGCAAGACAUCUACUGCUGCGGUCUGCUGAGCACCAGGAAGAGCGACUGCACGGGUCUGCCUCAGAGCAUGCUGGUGUGCAGCUCCACGCCGGCGCAGCGCGGCCAGUGGCGGGUGAUGAUGCAAGGCAGCAUGUCGCUCAUCAGCUGGUACAACAAGGGACACUUCAGGUUCCUGACCAACGCGUACUCGCCCACUAAACAAGGUCUGAUCAUCAAGAGGAAAAGCGGCGAGGUUCCGUGUCCCUUGGCGGUGGAGGCCUUCGCGGCGCACCUCAGCUACAUCUGCAAAUACGACGACAAGUUCAGCAAGUACUUUAUCUUCCACAAGCCCAACAAGACGUGGCAGCAGGUGUUCUGGCUGAGCAUCAGCAUCGCCAUCAACAACGCCUACGUCCUCUACAAGAUGUCCGACGCUUACGCCGUCAAGCGCUACAGCCGGGCGCAGUUCGGAGAGAGACUGGUGAAGGAGCUGCUGGACGUCGACGACGAAUGUUCGCCCACGCCUUGAGGCGACGAGGGGUUCCUUCACACACUCCCCCUACCCGACACACACAUUCACAUUCACACAAUUCCUCGCGCCUGUACAGACUGUGUGUCACCGUGCCGAAGCAGUGCCAACUUGUGCUCGGGUCCUUAUCGGUUGUACUGUAAAAGAUAUGUAACAUCACUUAUCCAGUUGGAGCAGUUGCAUGAUGGAGAGGAAUGAUGACUAUAAAGAUUUGUCAAAACAUGAGAUCACGGCAGUACUUUCCCCCUUUUAAUGUUAAAAUGCUGAACAAACAUACUGUAUGUUAUUGUAUACCAAAAUUCUUUAUUUUUAUUCCCAGCACUUUUUCGCCACUCCUUCCACAUUGCUCACGUUAUUGAAAUUUCAAAAGAGUCACAAAAUACAGGAAAUCUUGGAAAUCAUUUUUUCAUUUUCUUAAAAUUCUCUUUUUUGCCCCCACAUUUCAUAAUUUUUCACUCUGCCUCCCUCCCCCUCCAAAAAAAAAAACAUUCAAGUGAAUGAGACAUUUAACAAAAACGUUCCGAAUUCAAACUGUCCAGCUCAAUUAGAACAUUUUGGGAACUAUUUUCCACUCCAAUAAUCCUCAGAAUCCCCAAAAAUUCCACACUUCACAGUAAAAUUCCAAUAUUUCAGAGAUAUUUCACAUACAGUAGACUCCCGCAUACUCUCGGUUAGGCACCCGCGGAUUCACCUAUUCACCAUUUUUUUUUCUUUCUUUUACUUUUCCGUUUUUGGGGAGGAACACACCCCGAAAAUGCUUAUUGCCAGUUUAUCCCUGCUUAUUCAGGAAUUUUCUGGGUUCAAACUAAAUAAAAUUUCCAAUGCAAUUAUAAUGAGCAUCAACAAUUUUUGGAUUUUUGCUAUUUGCGGUUAGCUUGAUCCUCAUCUCCCGCGAAUAGCGAGGGUCCACUGUAUAUGCCUCGUCCAUCGACAUUUCUUGAGCAAUUCAAACCAUUCCAACUUCAAAGUUUUCCUCUUAGUGCGACCAUCUUGGGAACUUUUUUUAUUUACCAAUAAUUCCCACAUUCCCAAAAAUGCCACACUUUUCAAAGUAAAAUUCCUACAUUUUCACUUGUGUCACAGUUUUUGUUUGUCACUGUUUUCACGCCAGUGACACAACUAAUUGCAUACCACCAAUCGAAAAGUUCAUUCUCACUUUAUCCCCCUUUAAAAACUAAAAUGUGUCGUAAAAAUGGUUCCGGGGAAUGUUGUAACCAGUCUUUUGCAUUUACAUUUCCUAAUCCAACUGUGACUUAUCAAACGGUGACCCAAAGGAACGGAUAUUAUUGAUGACUGAGAGAUUCUGUACAUAUAGAUGUAUGAAAUUGAGCCAAUCAAUUUGCUGUAAGCAAGUCAUCGCCAUAGUUUUAGUCUGUUUCUAUUUUGUUUACAAAUCGCACUGAGUGUACGUCACACAGACACAAGAUUGUCCUUUUUUUAAUAUCACUAAUCCAAAGCAAUGUUGUCAUCACUUGUGUAUGUGUGUGUGUGGGCGUGUGUGUGUGAACUACUAAAUGUCCCGUACUCACUUGCAGUAACCUUCACUUCAUGUCACUUCAAUAUCAAAUACAGGCACAUGUGCAUAGUAGCUUCUAGUAGUGAUUAAACAAACAAUAUGUAACAAUGUGUCCAUCAACCAGCGUGUUGUCGAAGCUACGCUGGCAUAAAAUACGAAGCGGAAUGACUUUGUCGUCGCCACGGUGACCCCUGGUUUACGAACUUCAUCAGACAAUAAUACUGAUGUGUGAGUGUUAGCAUUAGCAUUGGCGCUAUCAAAACACUUUGCGGCCAGAUGCAUGUGUAUUUCAAGACCCGUGUUUGUCGUUUAACGCGUGUAUGUUUACGAUUUACUUACCAGUGUGGCUUAAUAGACGCAAAUGACUUAUUACAACAGUUUGCUGAGCCUUAAAUUUUAAAAGGGUAACUAAUUUAUUUAUUUAUUUAUUUUUUAUGUUUGCAGCAGAAUCAAUAAUUAUCUAAUAAUGUGACCAAAACAUAAAACAUUAUAAUAAUACAUCAUACUCACUAGAGAGACUGAUUAUUAAAUGUGUUAAUCUGUGCAGAUAUGUCUCGCUCGUUGAACUUGGCUGGAACAAGUUUUGCUCAGAUCAACCAAUCAGAGGACGGAAAUGGAUGACAUCAUCGAGGACCAGCUCACUGACCCAGUGAGGACAAAUUUAAAAUCGGAUUGGUUAAAGAAACAGUCCUAUUGCUAAUACAGUUUUACGUUACGGUGGCCAGCACUACUGUUUCUAAUGACCCUGGGCAGAUUAGAUUUACAUGGCAACACGGAGAGGCUGAAAUCUGAUUGGACAAAAAAAUAAAAUAAAUAAUUAAUCAACAUCCACCUGCACUGGGCAUAGUGAAGCCAAGAGAAAACUAUAAAAUGAAAAGAAAGACUUAUGCGAAUAAAUGAAUCCAAUUUAAUUAAAAAUGUGAAUUUAGGUUAUAAAUGUAAAUCAGUGAUAGUAUUUAAGUAUUUGUCAAACCUCUUAUCACCCCUUUUUUUGUUUGUUUGUUUUUUAAAUCUACCACGUUUAUGUUUUUCAGUUCUGAAAAGGUCCAUAUUUCAGGCCAAGUGGCUCAAAAAUGUGACUUUAUUUCUCUUUCUGUAAUAAUCCCACACAUCUAUCGUUAUUGUGCCUCUCCUUUUCGAUUCGCUCCCCAUGCAAACUAAUGGACGUGUCGGAGGAAACGUGCUUGACACUAAAUUACUCGCCCUAGUCGUGCGGUAUGAGAAGAUGUCCACGUGAUGUGAAAUGUGUGUGUGUGUGUGUGUGUGUGUGCGCGCGUCUCAUUGUGGUGUGUGUGUAUCUGUGCAGUGCUUCAUCUGUGCAUCCACCGAGUCAGUCGAGACGUGUAAUAAUCAGCUCUGAUGAUGAAAAAGAGUGAGCUCAGGGCACCUUUGCUAACUAACCGCACUUCGUACGCGACACUAUUGAUAGCAGACUAACACACAUACACUUGGUGGACUUAUUUAUCUCAUAACCGGGUGCUAUAAGUAUAAAGUCAACUUCAAUGUUAUGACAUCUUAGCAGCCAUGUUGAGGAGGUGAAAAAAAAAAUAACAUGGUAAAAGAUGGUAGAAAAAGAAAAGAACAGAGUUUUACCUUCAUGCAACUGAUGAGCUGGACAGACGUGUGUGUGUGUGAGUGAGUGUGAGUGUGUGUAUGCAUGUACUGUUAACACUGGGUUGAAAUGUGUACAAUAACUGGACCAAAUAAAUUUCAGAAAUGUGUGUGGUGACGAGUUGUACAAGG